GAUUUUCCAAAACAAGCCGAGUUCAUUUUCUUUCCCCUAAAUUCUUUACUUGCGGUGUGGUGGUGGCGAUGGUUACGACCACAAGCCUCCCUUGGAACCCCGCUCUGCCCGCCCGACCCCGUCGCGUCCGGCCCGCGCGCCUCCCCACCCGCGCCGCGCCCCCCCCCCGUCCUGGCCUUCCGGCGCAGCGACUUGAACCACUUCGCCCAGCGAGUCGCCUCGGGCGAGGCCUGGAGGGACGCAUGGCGGAGCGCCAACGACCGCUUCGAGCUCUUCAUCUUCGAGGCCAGGAAGACCGCCGAGCGCAUCGACCGCCGCUACUCCGUCUCCCGGCGGCUCGGCGCCGUGGCUCAAUCGGCGUCCGAUAGAGCGCGCGAGAUCGACCGCGAGUUCGAGAUCGGACAGCGGUGGCGGACUUUCACUCUGGAUUUCAGCAGGAACUGGCCGAGGUACAGAAGGGAGAUCAAUGAUUUUAUGGAGACACCACUAGGAAGAGGCUUUGCAACAAUUUUUUUCCUCUGGUUUGCAUUAUCUGGAUGGCUCUUCCGAUGUCUGAUAUUUGCUACCUGGAUUCUGCCUUUUGCUGGUCCCCUUCUCAUUGGAACAGUUGCCAAUAAUCUCAUCAUCAAGGGUGCUUGUCCAGCUUGUAAAAGGCAGUUUGUUGGAUACAAAAACCAAAUUGUUCGUUGUGCCAACUGUGGGAACAUUGUAUGGCAGCCAAAAGGGGACUUCUUUUCACGAGAUGGGUUCCCAGGUGGUGGAAGACGCAACACUUCUUCAAAGUCUGAACCUGACAUUAUUGAUGUUGAGUUUGAGGAGAAAUGACAGCAUUUUAUCAGUCCAUGCGGCAUAAGGAAGAAGAGAGAGCUUUUAAAAUGGCUCCAUCUCUUUGGGCUCUUCUCCAAAGGUCCCUUUUUAGAAGCUGCUUGACGUGUAUCAUAGUUCUCUCAUGCAACAGGAAAGUAGAGGAAGUUAGAUGUAAAAGCUUUCUGUUUCGGUCGAAACAUUUGUAUUUGUCACUCCUGUUCUCUGAUAAUGCGUCGCAGUUUGCCAAUGUUAAGAAUUUCCUUUAGUCUCA
Molecule: messenger RNA, 1078 nt
Organism: Eucalyptus grandis
Lineage: Eukaryota; Viridiplantae; Streptophyta; Magnoliopsida; Myrtales; Myrtaceae
Exons: 4
Cellular component (GO): chloroplast
Source: RefSeq, a predicted model, not a curated record